This is a messenger RNA of Leptomonas pyrrhocoris, 5386 nucleotides long. RefSeq lists its product as hypothetical. NCBI's taxonomy places the organism in Eukaryota, Euglenozoa, Kinetoplastea, Trypanosomatida, Trypanosomatidae. The record is from RefSeq and is a predicted model, not a curated record. The transcript has a single exon. The coding region runs from base 260 to 5386 and encodes 1708 amino acids.
AGAUUUGUGCGCAUUGAAUAGCACGACAGCUACUGAAACGAAGGCUUACGAGAAGCACAGGUUUGUCGUACAUCCUUACGCACACACCCAAGAUUGUCGUAUUGCGACCUACAAAGGAAACCUUCUCUUUUCGUUAUAGCCUGCGAGUGGGCGGCAAGCUGUGUGACCCUGAACCGCCCCAAAAAAGCCGUAGCUGAAGUCGAAAGGUCCAAACUCACUUAUCAGCACACUUCACAGCCUUUCUUUGUUUUCUUUUUACAUGGCGGACACACGCCCCGAUGCAGCUUCCGCGCCGUUGUCGCCGGCGCAGACCGCCUCAGCAGGCGCCACCGCUUCUGCCGCUGCUUUAGACCGCAAGACAGUGCAGGCGCUCUACGCCGCCCUGCGCACGUCGAUCCCCGCCGACGUGCAGAAGUCGCUUCUCCGCGACUCGCUUGAAGAGCUAAAGUUCCUCCUUGCGCGACAACCGCGGCUGAGCAGUUUCCAUCACCGCCGUCGUGAGUCACUGCGUCACCCCGCGUUGGCGAUGGCGACCAAAAACUACUACCAGCUGUGCCGCCGCAAACGUCUCGAGUACGCCGUCCAGUUCGUCACCGCGGAACAGCAGAACCAAACGCAUUAUCAGUACUUCAAACGAGCCGAUGCGCAGGAGGGCCAGACAGACAACGCUGAUAUGGUGGCGGCGCAGCGGGAGUCGGAGAUGGUGGAUAUCCUCCUUGCCGAGUAUGCGCAGGCCGGCGACUUUCAAGAGGAGUACGGUCGGCGCAAUCAGAACGCCGUUGCCGUUAACAUCGGCGACUCGCUUCCCUUUAGCACCGGCCUAUCCUUUGGAAGCCGCGGAGUCGGCGGUAACAAUGCCCAGUUGCUGGGGAGCAUCAGUGCAAUGGAGGUGAAGAGUGAGACGAGUUUAACGAGCGAGUCACGCGUCGGCGACAGCACCUUCUUCACCGACGUCGGAAACGCAAGUUUGAAAGGCACGAGCGGGGUAUGGCGCAGUGGUCAGUCCAUCAUGCACCACCGCGGCGCCAGCGCAGGUAAUCACGCACCCUUAGCAGACGGAACAGGCCUCUUCUCCCCCGGACGCUCCGGACACAGUUUUUCGGCUGGAAACACCGUCUACAGCGAGAGCAUCAGUGGCGGCGGUUACCCACGCGGCGGAAGGAACGCCCGCGGCCCGCCUGGCGGCGCGAGUCGCUUCUUCUCCAAACGCCACGACCGUGCCGAAGGUGGUCCUAGCAGUACACGUUGCGGCAGCGGCAGAGGCGACGGCGGUGCACGCUGGAGCGCGGAGAUGCUCAGCAUGGUGGUUCGUCGGGCCGAGGAGGAGCUACAGGCUGGCUCCGGCGGAGAUCCGUACCUCUUGACCUCAUCCCGCCCUAUCGAGAUUCUGCUCACGUGCUACGCCGGGGUGCGGCGCGACCCCGCCGUGAUGGCGCUCGGCGCUGCGUCGUUUCUGGUGGGCGGUGACAACUUCUCCACCUCGACCACCACCGCCUCCCCCGCCGACGCCGACCCCGUCUUCAACGCAGUGGUGGAGGAGGAUGUGCGGUGGGAUCAGCUGGCCCAGUGCUACCGACAGCUCUUGCGGGAGGCCAACUCCGUCCGCCAGGCUGCCGCGUCGGUCGUCGCGCACGACACCUUCGUCAACGACAUCCUUCGCCGCUUCUGGGAGCGACUCACGGUGUCGCCGGCCGCGCGGCUGGCACACAAGGCGCAGGAGGCGGCUAGCCGGAAGCGCGACGCCACCGAUGCAGCGGCCUCCUCGAAAGGGAGCCCAUCUCGAAUUGUCGCGGAUGAAGCGGAGGAGGACGACUUGGAUGAGAUCCAGACGACGAUAGGCGACGAAGCAGAGGCGUUCGCUGGAAACGGCGGUGGCGGCGGUGGCGCGGGCGGCGCAAAGCCCACGACGCGCAAGUCGCCACGCUCAAGGAAAGGUGGAUCGGCGGCCUUGUCGAGGACAAAUUUGAAGGGGAAAGGUAAAGGAAAGAAGAGGAAGUCAUCGUUAGGGGGUUUCUCUGCGAAAGCCGCUGAGCCUGCCUCCACCGUUGCCUACUACAUGACUCCUCUCCAGUACGUCUACCUGCACACCCGCAUGGCGCACGUGCUUCUGCCGGACUCCAACGCAUUGGAUAUGGAGCUGCUCUACUUUAUUCAGGAAGACCUGCUCGUCGACGCCGCGUAUAACGAGAGCGACGCGUUUCAGACGCUUUACUUUGGCGAAGCACCGCACCUUGUGGGAUCGAAUGGCCUGGUGCGGUCGCGUGGGUCGGAGAGGCGACUCGGCGGCAAAGGUCGUUUUGCGCCGUGGCAGGAGGACGACAACGCCGCCAACGACGAUGAUGGGGAGAAAGCGUUGACGCUGCGGCAGCGUUUCUUGGCGGUGCGUCGGCACGGCUACGAACUCGGUGAGGACGGUGGGGUGAGCAGUCGUCUGGGCGACAACAUCAGUGUGAUGGUGCGCCGUGCCACCACCACCAGUGCUGGAGGUAUCACCAACGAUGAGGUCUCCUCCAUCCAGGCUGGAGGUAAACAUGCAGGCAGCACCGUCAGCGGUGCGGGCGGUGGUGAUAAGAGCAAAGAAACGCCCGUGAACGCCUUGUCGCUUGUCAACAUGUGCUUCAGCAUUGCAGAGCUGCCGUCGCUGACGUAUCAGCAGUUCUGGUGCUCGAUGAUGGAGCUGGCGGACAACUGGACCUGCUGCGCCGGCCACCCUGUUGAGACCGCCAUCUUUCUCUGGGAGCUCUACGCCGAGGUGUUUGGUCUCGAUUGGGGGCCCGAGGACGAGGCGUUCAUGACGGAGCUGGAGGAGAAGGCAGCCCAGGCGAGUAAACUGGAGCGCUCCAGGAUGGAAGAGGAGGUCACAGACGCGCUGCGGUCGUUUGAAGACCUCGUCCAGGCGCUGCGGGAACGCGACCGUGAGAGUGAGACGUCGUCGUCGGACGACUCGGUGGGAGGGCUGAGCAACGAAACGGCGUAUUUGCGCAGCGAGCGCGCCAAGCGGCGCCGUCGUCGCCGCCGCAAGUCGAGGAAAAACGCCGCGAACUCGUCCCUCGUGGAGGGGGAGGAGAGUUCUUUAAGCGGCUGGUCGGCGUCCGACAUGGACCUUUCCCUGACGGCGUGGAACGCGGUGGCGGGUGACGGGCAUCAGGCGGCCAAAGGGUGGGUGUACUUUGAGCAGGUUGGUGAGGACGGGGUAAAGCGACGCUACCGCCGUCGGGUCGUGCACUGCCAGACGCGGCGUCAUAAGGCUGCUGCCCAUCCAAAAACAUCCUCGCUGUCGUCCUCGCUAGAGAACACCGAUGAGUUGUCGUUUAUUCUUGAAGAGGAUCUGCGCGAGGACGGCACGGUGGUCAAGCGGCGGAAGCGGCGCUGCAAGGAAGUGGUGGACACCGUUAUGGCGCAAGGUAAGCGUCGUCGUCGCCUCAAGCCACACGGAAAGCGCUCCGCAGGCAAAAUAACCUCCACCGCCUUGUACGAGCACCGGCGCAAGUACGAUGAGGACAACGCAAAGCAGCUGCGACGACUCGAGGACCGCCGGCGCGUGGAGACAGGGAGCUCGCGCGGUUCCAGCUUAACCUCGUGGAGCUCGAUCGACGACGGAAACACCGACGAUCGCCGCAACGGGCAGCGGCGUCGACGCCGUGUUCGCCGCACCGGACCACGACGUGAUCGGCUGCGAAGUCACUCGCGGACCGACGACGAUGCAAGUGUGCAGUCUACUUCUGAUGACGAGAAGGACGGAAAGCCGGAGCGGGGAAAAUCAGCGCGACGGUCGCGUCUCACCUCCGCAGAGCUGCAGGAUUUGCAGGAGAACAAAGAGUGGCUGUGCACGGUGCUAGGGGCGAAGGGCAUUUGUUUGCCCCCGCCAAUGUUCGACAUUCCCGCGGAGCAGGUGCUGCUCUACGAGUUGCUGCGUCUGACGAGGGAGAAUGAGGCGAAGGGCGGUGGCGGGACGGGCGGUGGCGGGACGGGCGGUGGCGGGACGGGCGGUGGCGGGACGGGCGGCGGCCCAAGCGGGGAGGGCCUCUUCAACGUCGGAGAAGGCGAGGGCUCGGGUGGGACGGACCUCUCUCGCCUCGCCGCCCUUCUCGCGCAGUCUACCGCCUUCAACCUCGCCGGUCUCGAUGACUCCGCCCUCAUGCGACGGCUGCUGGGAGAGGACGGGGACGAGUCAGGUCAAGCUCUGUCGCCGCACCAACUUCAGAUCAUUCUCCUGGCCCUCGCGCAGGGGCAACGGCGAGCGGGCGGCGCUGCCACGAUCGAGACGGAAGGGAUGCGGCGCCGUCGGCUGUAUCUGCUCCGCAUGCUGGAGGAGCAGCAAGAACGCGAGCGGCAGUCGAAGGAGGACGCCGGCGGCGCGGCGCUGCUGCCGGCCGGGGCGGCGGCUGAGGCGGCUGACAGUGCGCCUCGCCCCGCCAAACCCUCCCCGGCUCCCCCCACUGCCCCACCCCCUUAUUCGGCCCCUGGCAGGUAUCUGCGGCCUUCCGCACAGGAUGGCAGCGCGUAUCUGGCGAGCAUGGGCCGAGAGAUGCAGCUCGCGACAAGGAUUCCCCUUCCGCCCCCACCAAGAGCCAAACUCUCAGGCCCACGAAGCAGCACGGAGGAUGGGGAGUGGGUUUUAUCGCCCGCCACGGCGGCAGAACGGAGAGAGCUGGAGCGGCUUUUUCGCGAGCUUGAAGCGUAUUGGGCCGAUCGUGUCUCGCAGAGGGGUCGCUACCGCGUACACAUCGUGGAGUACACCAAGGAGCAGCUGGAAGAGUUCUUUGCGCAUCUGCAUCUCGGGUCACGGCAGCGCGCGCUGCUGCGUGGACGAGCCCCGUUAGCUGCUGCAACAUCGCUGGUGGGUGGGACACUGCACCAGGACACGCCGCGCACUGGCCCGCUGGAAACUAGCGCGAGUCGCAGGGAGAGCGGAGUCAGCGCUACUGUUCCUGCUGCUGCUGCUGCCGUCUCGCCGUUCACCGCAGCUCCAGUGAAGCUGUUUACUCUGACCACAGAGGCAUCUCUUGAUGGGGCGCUGCGGGAGAGCUACCAGAGCUACUUCAGCGACAAGGUGUUUAGCAAGUCCUGCAAGAACGCAAUCUACAAGGUCGAGCAGCCCGCGCCCGCUGCUUCUCCUCCUGCUUCAGCAGUGCCAGCUUCCGGGCGACGUCAACCGCAGCCGAACCUCCCUCCCCUCUCGCAGUCGGGGCGUGAGCACGGAAGGAGCUCGCCCCCCUCGAGGGCUUAUCAGGGCACGGCCCGUCAGUCCUCAGCACCUGCGGCGGCACCACCGUCGCCACAAUUGCCGGCAAAAAGUCUACCGACGUUGGCAGGCACAUCGACGGCCAGACUCAAUCAAUCCUCCUCCUCAUCCAACUCCACCAACGUCCUUCCCAAGGUUUAA